AUGAAUAGAAUAAACAAGUAUAAACUUAUUCACCAAGCUGUGGCUCCUUUGGAUGAUUCUGGCCAUCGCGAAUCUUUAAUUGCAACAUUCCAAACGAUUGGUUCAGAUUCUCCUGUUAUUUUUCAUAUCGCCUGCGUUCAUCUUAAAUCCAAGACUCAUUUCGCCAACUUGCGGAUCAAUCAAGGCCGAAGAUUGUUAGAUUUCUUUGAAAAAUAUUUACACUCCUUCAAUAAAUCUCACAUUGAGCGAAAAAAUGAAGUCGAUCCUGUUUUUAUUGUUGGGGAUUUCAAUGCUGAAACAUAUGAAGAAGUCAUAAAUAUAGUAAGUUCUUGGUCUCCGCAUUGCUAUGGAACUGGGCAGAAACUUGUUAGUGCAUACAAACGUACGAAUGGAGGUAAAGAACCUGAAUUUACCACGUGGAAAAUUCGUAAAGGCCCAAGAUCUGGUGACUAUAAUGAGGCAAAGCACACAAUUGACUACAUUUGGUAUCUUUCACCUCGUGCUAAGUUGAAAGGCGUAUUUUCUAUUCCAUCUAGCGAGACAAUCGGCCAUCAGGCUUUACCUUCAAGCUCUUUUCCCUCUGAUCACAUGUCUCUUAUAGCAGACUUUAUUAUUUGA
Molecule: messenger RNA, 618 nt
Organism: Protopolystoma xenopodis
Lineage: Eukaryota; Metazoa; Platyhelminthes; Monogenea; Polystomatidea; Polystomatidae
Source: the annotation of a GenBank genome assembly